UCCAUUAGCUCUCAUACAUCUAUAGUGUUGCAGGAAUAGAGAUUUAUAUAAUAAUGCAUUCAAAUUUCUAACAGAAAGUUAUUCAGAAUAUAUAGCUUAAAAUCUACUUAAGCAUUAUAAAGGAUUAUCUUAAGGAAUAUUUUUUCAACGCAUUGAAAGUUUCAAAACCAGAUAUAAUAGAAAAAAAUGGAAAAUAAUUUCACAGUUCCUGAGGACAUACGUCUGAUACAUAAUAUAUUAGGCACCAGUUUUUCAAUUUUGGGAUUUUUUGCCAAUAUUGUGACAUUAAUCGCUAUUUUUCGGUUUCGACUGUACAAAGACAUUUAUAUCAUUUUCAUUAUCAAUCUCGCUUUCAUCAACUGUUUGUCAAGUGGAUUUUCUUUAACUUAUAUUGCAUAUCAAUCAUUCACUGUUGAUUCAGCCAUGCUGCAUACAACUAUAGUGUGUAGAUUUACUGGUUAUAUUACCUAUGCGUUACUUGGAACAGAAAUCAUUGCUAUCAUACAGAUAUCUUUUAAUCGGUACUUUCUCAUAGUACACUUGGACCUAUACAGGAAAAUUUAUACUUCAAACCAAAAAGUCAUUGGGAUGUUAGCUGGCUCCUGGUUUAUUUACUUCAUCUUGACAUUACUUCCAUGCACUGAAGUUUGGGGAAAAUUACUCUACGAUCCUACAAGGUUCAUCUGUCAUCCAUUUUUGGCGCAAGACAGUUUCACAAAAUUUUUCAAUUUUUUUUCAAUCAGUAUCUCGGUACCUCCUUUAGUGUACUGCUAUAUUGCUAUUAUAUGGAAAGUUGUUUCAACAAGGAGGAAAGUAAGACCAAGUAGAGUGUCUACGGUAAGACCAUCGAAAUCUCAAGUUACGCCACCGACUAAAAUGCCUGUAACAAUCAUAACAAUUCUGACAGCGUUUACGGUCCUAUAUGUUCCAUUUUUUCUGGUUGAACUCAUGGACCCUUCUGGACAAAAAUUUGAUCCAAAAGUGCCUGUUCUUGCAGUUUACGUUGCUUGGAUACAUCUUAUUUGUCAUCCUAUAAUCUAUGCCGUGUUAAACAGACAGAUCCAAAAAGCUCUGAUGAAAAUGUUCAGAUGUGAAAAACAAAAUAAACAAGCUACUGUGUUUCCAAGAUCACAUCACACUAUCAGUACUAUUGCAGCAUGAACUGUCACUACAUGUGUAUCAGUGAAACAUUUGGAUCUUAAUAUUCAAAUUAACAGUUUUCAGUGUGAUAUUGUGUGGUGAAAAGUUUUAUUUCAGUUACUAAAAGAAAGUUUGUCUUCUUUAAAGUUUACAAGGUUUUUAUUGUAAACUUGUUUUAAUACUAACUAUCAAAAUCCUUGAUGUUUAAAAUAAGUGAAUUCUGAGUCCCCUCAUUUUUAACAGAUACAAGAUUACUAAAUCCUAAAUCAUGAAAUUAUUUCAUGCCAUAGUACCUAAGUAAAACCAUUAUUAGUUGUAACAAACAUUUUACAAUAUAGAAAGUACAAUGAUUUACUGAAGAAAAAUGUAUUGUAAAUUCAGAUUCAUUAGAAAAUUUACAUUAGAAAAGUUAAUCAAUAAUCAAAACAUGAGUAAAGAGAAGAAUAGUUGAUUCCAACAAAAAUUUCUAUUAAGUCUUUAAAAUCUUAAAUUAUUAUUCUAUUGCAUUCAACGAAUCCUUCAUAAACAUUUUUCUUAAAGAAAUGCGAGUUUCUUAUAGAGUCUUUCAUGCUUAUAAAACAAACAAUUGCAAAUCACUGCAUCUGGAACUGAAGCAAAUAUAAUUUAUCUGAUCGCUAUUACAUAAUAUUCUUGAGUUUAUAAUUGAAUUUUUUUAAAUACUGCAUGUGAAUAUAUAUUUUUGUUCAAUCAUUUUCAAUAUAAAAUACAAAAAUCUA
Messenger RNA from Mytilus californianus (California mussel), 1877 nucleotides. Its product is annotated as melatonin receptor type 1B-B-like. Gene Ontology annotation, biological process: G protein-coupled receptor signaling pathway. NCBI's taxonomy places the organism in Eukaryota, Metazoa, Mollusca, Bivalvia, Mytilida, Mytilidae. The record is from RefSeq and is a predicted model, not a curated record. Gene Ontology annotation, cellular component: membrane. The transcript has a single exon. Gene Ontology annotation, molecular function: G protein-coupled receptor activity. The coding region runs from base 187 to 1161 and encodes 324 amino acids.